Molecule: messenger RNA, 543 nt
Organism: Cyprinus carpio (common carp)
Lineage: Eukaryota; Metazoa; Chordata; Actinopteri; Cypriniformes; Cyprinidae
Product: collagen alpha-3(VI) chain-like
Exons: 1
Coding region: 1-543 (180 amino acids)
Source: RefSeq, a predicted model, not a curated record
AUGCGCGGCUUUGUUGAAAGGAUGCUGGAGAGACUGAAUGUUUCUGAGAACAGAGACCGUGUGUCCGUGGUCCAGUACAGCAGAGAUCCAGAGGCCCAUUUCUAUCUUAACACGUACUCACGUAAGGAGGACAUGCUUGACACGGUCAGGGGUCUGAGGCACAAAGGAGGGAGACCCCUCAACACAGGGGCAGCUCUGCAGUAUGUGAGGGACAAUGUCUUCACUUCCUCCUCUGGAAGCAGACGUGUAGAAGGUGUGCCUCAGUUACUGAUUCUGCUGAGUGGUGGAAGGUCAUUUGAUAAUGUUGACACACCGGCCUCAUCCCUGAAGGAGCUGGGAGUGCUUAUCUCUGGGAUAGGGUCAAGGAGCUCAGAAAGCAGGGAACUCCAGAGGAUCUCGCAUGAGCCUAGUUAUGCACUCAAAGUGAGUGACUUUGCUGACCUUCCCAGUGUCCAACAGCAGCUUUUCAGCAACAUUGACAUGGCCUUUGUAGAGGGCACGUCUAUCCCUACCACAAUGAAAUUAUUUCUUCCUGAGUUGUAA